Molecule: messenger RNA, 633 nt
Organism: Rotaria sordida
Lineage: Eukaryota; Metazoa; Rotifera; Eurotatoria; Philodinida; Philodinidae
Source: the annotation of a GenBank genome assembly
AUGUUCACCAAUGGCGUGCCAUUGAGAGAUAUUGAUGAUGAAAAUAAUAUCAAAUCAAAUACAUUAGUUCUUCGUAAUGAUUCUGAUUCGAAUCAAUUCUUUGAAAGAGUCGAUGCAAUUCGUCAAGAUAAUGAAGAUUUGCCUAAACACUUGAAUAAACGGGCAGACUUCACCUCAGCUCAACGUCAAUUUCAGAAUGAAACGUUAGCAGCACAUAAUUCCUAUCGUGCUCGUCACUGUGCUCAAUCUCUUCAACUUGAUGAUAUACUUAGUCGUUCGGCUCAAGACUAUGCUCAAAAACUUGCUAGUACGAAUCAAUUUUCUCAUAGUGGAACUAAAGGUCUUGGUGAAAAUCUAUACAAGGCAUGGAGUUCAAAUACUAUCAAAAUAAAUGGAACUAAAGCAGUGACUUCUUGGUACAAUGAAAUUAAAGACUACAAUUUCAAUAAUGGAGGUUUCUCAAUGAAAACGGGUCAUUUUACACAAGCCGUGUGGAGAAGUACGAAAAAGCUCGGUGUGGGUGUUGCUUAUAGUAAUGGAGGUCGUACUGUUGUUGUUGUUUGUCAAUAUUCGCCUCCGGGCAAUUAUCAAGGUCAAUAUCAAGCAAAUGUUCGUCCAAAAGGCAGUUGCUGA